Molecule: messenger RNA, 1989 nt
Organism: Phycomyces blakesleeanus NRRL 1555(-)
Lineage: Eukaryota; Fungi; Mucoromycota; Mucoromycetes; Mucorales; Phycomycetaceae
Exons: 3
Coding region: 19-1827 (602 amino acids)
Biological process (GO): carotene catabolic process
Molecular function (GO): carotenoid dioxygenase activity
Source: RefSeq, a predicted model, not a curated record
UUUUCUUCUUUGUUUUUAAUGAUCAUCCUCUUCUCGUUUAUAAUCGCAUUAUUAACGAUGGUAUGGGUUAAUCCGUUUGGAUUAGUCUCAAGAUUUACGACCUAUUUCAACGGACAAGAUCUAUUGGCAGCGGCACAAACCACAGUCUUCCGGAACACCCCAGAAAAAAGAACUCCUGAAUGGUUCCCUGUGAAGGGACGCGUACCUGACUGGUUUAAUGGAAUCAUGUACCGUGUUGGCCCUGGAAAGUACAACAUUGAGCAGGCAAACGGAACCACUUUUGCGAUUAACCAUGCUUUCGACGGCAUGCCAUUUAUGCACCGCUUUGAGAUUUCUAGUGAAAGACAGGCCGUGCGUUACAAUUCAAGAAACAUCUCAGAAGAGUUUGAGUCCAGCAUAGCAAAGGAUAACGGACAAGGAAAAAUAUUCUUCGGGCAUCAGCCGACUGUAACGUCGGUCAAGCAGCGACUAAAAGACAUUUACUUAAGGUUUGAUAGCAUGCUACUCAGCCGCCGUCCAUUGGACGAGACUUCACCUUCCUCCCAGCCUGUUGGUGUCACUGCGACACCUAAUUUCCCUAUUCCACCAGUCUACAAGGCUGCUGAUAAAAACAAUGGUGAAAGUGAUCGAGUGUUGGUGGCCAAGACUGAUGCAAACAUGCUUCAGCAAUUGAACUCUGAUACACUUGAACCCAAGCGACUAUUCAACUAUGGUAAUUUUGAAAAGAAACUCAAGGGAGAUCUUUCGGCAGCACACCAUCAAUAUGAUCCGAUUACAAAGGAAACAAUCAAUUUUGUUCUUGACAUGUUUCCUGCCCGACUCCAGGUUUUUUCGUCAACUCCCGAAGGAAAGAUCACCAUCUUGGCCGAUUUUACUCACCGUCUUGAUGAAAAGCGUACCCGUGUGCAACCUGUAUAUAUCCAUGCAUUCAACAUCACCAAGGAUUAUAUUAUUCUGCCAGAGUAUUCACUUGCCUACACCAAUAUGGGCGUUGAUUUUCUUGUCAGUGGAGCUGUCAACACUGGUAUGGCAUGGAGCAAUGAUAGACCAACCUUUUUCCAUGUGAUCAGUCGCCACGGAAAGGGACUCGUUGCUUCGGUUCCUGUCGAGACCUUUUUUAGUUUCCAUGUUGCCAAUGCGUGGGAUAGCGUUGAUGCUCAAGGACGACAGGUCAUUGAUAUGGACAUCUGUGCAUUCGAGAAUGCGGAUAUUAUGUGCCAGCUCCACACAUUUGCAAAGCCUGUACGUCAAGCUGAAUAUGAUUCCCAUGUUAAAAAGCAGCUUGAACUCUCCAAGCAGUCCCAGCAGUACAAUGGUAUGAACAUCCCUCCUUUACGCCAACCCAGCUUUGGUGACCUGCGCCGCUAUCAGAUCGUCCUCGAGAACGGAACAGGUGAGGCAACAUACCGUACUAUUGCUUCCAACGUUGAGUUUGCACGGUACAGCCAGGACUAUGCCAUGCGCAAGCACAAGUUUGUCUAUGGAUGCCAAUUGAUUUCAGUAACCGCCAAGAGCAACGAAAGAUAUGAUCUCGUAAAAGUCAACCUGGAUGACGGUAGUGUAAUUAGAUACAGCCAGGAAGGAUGUGCCUGUUCUGAACCUAUAUUUGCUCCUCGCCCUGGAGGAACCGAAGAAGACGAUGGUGUGUUGAUGAGCUUGGUGAACAAACUUGACAAGGAAGAUCCCUCAAAGGACUAUUGUUUCUUGCUUCUUUUGGAUGCCAAGACAAUGCAGGAGGUUGCUACUUGCCAGGUUGGUCAGUUUACUGCCACAACAUUCCAUGGUUCAUUUGUAGACCAUCAUUUUGAAAAUGUAUCAAUCAAUUGAUGCAUUUACUGGCUGUAUUCUUCUUUUGUUUUUGUUUUUCUUUGUAUGUGAUUUCUGCUUAAAAAUAAUAAUAUAAAUAUAUAUACAUAUAAGUGUGUGUAUGUAAAUUAGUGUAAUUGAGGUUGGUUACCAAGAAUCUACCUUAUUUCAUUGUGUCUCUUU